ACUCUCUGUCAAAGUGAGGGCUUCUUUCGGGACCCCAAGGAUUGCGUCCAAUUCUACCGGUGCGUACCCGACGAGCAGUCCGGCGGCGCCUUUCGGAUCUACCGGUUCGCCUGUCCGGCCGGCACCGUAUUUGACGAGAGGAUAUCGGUGUGCAAUUGGCCCCAUUCGGCCCCACCCUGUGAUACCCGAUCCCCCGGUCAACCACCGCAACAACAACAACAACAACCACAACCCCAACACCAGUACAGCAAUGGUGUACAGCCGGUGGCCAGGAGUCAGACAGUGGACAACCAGUACGCCAGCCCUGGGGUCAGCGCUCACGUCAGUUAUGAGGAGCCGGAACAGCCGGUAGAGGACUCCCCGUCCGAUUCCUAUGAGCCCGAGUCGGUACAACCUGCCGAACCUCAAGCUGCCAGACCCUCCCGUUCCCGGACUACUGCUCGACCUGUGUUUAAGCCUAGAGCUAGAGGAACGACACCCGAGGCACAGCCCACCAGCGAUAGGUACGACAAGUUUCCGAUGGUUAGGCCGCGCGACCCGUCCAGGUAUUACUCGCCCGUCCCUCAUCCCUACACUGAGGAUGACUGGGGUCCGCACGACUCACAACAAUCGCCCGGUGCUGAUGGUAGCCAACCACAGCAACAGGAAGAGCCACAAAGUCAACAAAAGGAUGAUACGAGUGAUGAUCAGCAACAGCCUCAACAACAUGAGGAUCAGCCUCAAGAGUCGGGUGACGGGGGCAAAGCUGCCAGCCCUACGUCCACAACACCUAAAGCGUCCAAAACUGCCAAAACUAAGCCCAAGACUACACCCAAACCUAAAGCCAAACCCAAACCGACUGCCGGUGACCAGAAAAGUAAGACAAACGCCAAACCAAAACCAUCAGCGAAACCAUUGCCACAGACAAAGUCCAGGACUACUGCCAGCCCUAAGACCAAGAGCACCACCACCACCACCACUGCCACCACUAGUACAACAGCUCCCGGUGCUGACGAGGACUCCACGCAAACCACUGAAGAGUCGGACGCCGUGACUACGGAACCUACCGGUGCUGACGACCAACAGUCGGAGGACAGCCCCGACUCCGACGCCCAACCGAUCAGUCAACAGAGGGAUACGGACGACGAGGACGUACCGCCCGGUGACGACGACUGCAACUGUACGCCAGUCCGGCGGCUAUUCCAGUGCAAGACUACCGGCGCGUUCAGAGACCCCAAGAAUUGUCGCACGUUUUACAAGUGCACCGAAACGGACGACGGAUUCACUGCCGAUCAGUACGACUGCGCCGACGGUAUGGCCUUCGAUGAGAAGUCCGGCAAAUGUGUCAAAGAGAGCCAAACCACUGCCUGUCCCCAGAAAAAGGCUACCGGCGCUCAAACAGAUGAUAGCAAAAAGGGCGGCGCCUCCGACCAGAUUAAGGAUAAGCCGAGGUUUACGCCGCGACCCACGUCUACGACACCCAAACCCCCCGCGAAGGGCAUGAAAAAGCCCACUCCUAAAGAUCUCAAAGCGACUGAACCCCCAGAGGACGAGGAGUCGACCCCCGCCUCCACGACCACCACUGCCACCAGCGAUGCCACCACUGAGUCGUCCACUAAAUCGUCGGAUGAGACGACACCUGAAGACUCGGCCACAAAGUCGUCGGACGAGACGACAACCGCCGAGUCGUCGACGGACUCCACGAGCACUGCAUCGCCGGAGUCGACGACCAGUGCCGACACGACCAGCGAGUCGUCGGCCGAGACAUCGACGUCCGCACCGCAAGAAUCGACUACAGAAUCGGCGACUCAGUCGUCAUCGGAGGCGACAACUGCUGAGUCUUCGUCGGAGGCGUCGACACAAACAUCAACUGAUUCCUCGUCAGAGACCACAACCUCCGAGUCCUCCACCGAAACGACGAGUGAGAAGAGGUCUGACGAGUCGACCACACCAUCCAGUGAUGAGACAACUGCCCAGCCCUCGGACACUACCACUGAAUCCGAUGCGACCACAGAAUCACCGGAAGAUCAGACCACAGAUGAGUCGUCGCCUAAGAAGUCGACGAAAGCUAAGCUCAUGAAGACAUCGACGGCGCCCACCGUUCAGGAGGAGGAUCAACACGAGGAUGAGGAGGACGACAGCAGUACUACCACAACGACAGCCAAACCCAAGCCCUCCGGCCAGAAGAAGAAGACAAAAGCGCCGACAAAAUCCAAGUCAACCACACCAUCGACUCAAGAGGAAGAGCCCGAAGAGUCGGACAAACCCUCCCAAAAGCCCACCCAAAGGCCGACGUUUAGACCCCGACCCAAGUCGACCACUCCCUCAGCCGCUGAUGAGACACAGGAACCGGAGGAGCAGCAGAAAGAGGAUCAGACAUCACAGGAACAGACGUCCGAUGAACAGACACCUGAAGAGCAGACCACUGAUGGUCAGACACCUGAUGACAGCCCCGACUCGCAAACCGGUGGCCCAUCGCGAGACAAACCGAAGCCUACGCCCGAAGAUCAGACACAACAACAGGAAAUGGACGGACAGGUAGGCGACGAACAACAGCCUAUCCAACAACAACACGAGGAUGAGGUGCCCGAAGAGCAGCAAGCGAUGGACACGUCGUCCACUACCGCCCGACCCAGACGUCCACCACCGCCGCCGCCCCCACCGGCCGAUGAGACGCAGCAACACAUACAACAGGAACAGGACCUACAGGUGCCCGAAGAGCAACGACCGGCCGGUAGACCAGCACAGAGACCAUCCGAUUAUCCCAUAGAACAGGAAGAGGAGCCGAUGUAUGGGCAGGACGUGGACGCGUCCAAUAGGCCGGGCGGUCAAUACGCGCCGAUACCGGAGCGCAAUACAGAUCCCGGUGCCGGUGGUGGUGGCGAUGGUCCAUCACAGGGACAGUCACCCAAAUCGGGCUUCCAGUGCACUCGAGAGGGCUUUUUCAGAGAUCCUAACGAUUGUAACGCAUUCUUCCGGUGUGUCUCUCAGUUCGGUCUCCAGAGGUUUGACUUCAAGUGCGGGGAAGGCCUUCAUUUCGACGAGCGGUACAGUGUAUGCAAUUGGCCGCAGGCAGCCUACCCUCCCUGUCAAGGGGGUGGCGGCUCAUCGGCUCAGAGACAGCCCUCGCAAUCAUCGCAACAACCGGACAGUAGUCAGGGUUUCAUUGAAUACAGUCCUCAGGAGUCGCGGCCAUCGGGCGAUCAGCGGCUGACUAGUGAUAAUCAAGUGGCGGAACGACAGCCCAUAAAAGGCGCCCCUCAAAUGGAGGGCUCAGGUAGUGAUAAACCGGUAUUUAAUCCCCGGCCACAACCCCAACAACAACCACAGGAACCACAAGAAUAUGAUAACAAUAGCCCGCAAACCGAUGACACAAACGCACCGCAAAGACAAUCAGAGGCCACAAAAGGUGGUAAACCUCAGAGUCAGUCAAAAGAAAAGGCACAGUCGAGGCCGAGACGGCCCCCACCUCCCAGACCACCCACAAAGGGAGGGCAGAAAACACCAUCCAAGCCAUCGGAGCCCAUGAAAGACAACAGCAAACAAUCGGACCGCAAGAGUGGCACAAAAGUUGCCGCAAAUUCACGACAAAAGCCUAAACCCAAUGUUAAGGAACCGAUGAGAGCACCGGUAGGUAAUGGACAGCAGCAACAGUCGAAGAGUGGACCUAAAUUCAAUCCCCGGCCACAGUCACAGACAAAAGGAGGCGCCUCUCAGACCAGUCCCUCGAAGAAUGAUAGGAAAAGUGCGUCAAAGGGUGGAAAUGGAGGUCAAAAGCCACCCAAACCCUCACGACAGGAGCCGAUGAGAGAUAAACCGUCGGCGCGAUCGCAGAGGAAACCCGUUUUCAAUCCCCGGCCGCCGACCAGCAAAACCAAUGGCAACAGUAAAGGCGCGCCGGAAAGGCAUCAACGAAAAGGCAGCGCUAAUCCCAGCCCUAAUGAACGGUUAAGAGGUGGUACCAAAUCGGGCGCCCAAUCGCCGCAACGACAGCCGCCAAGAAAAACUACCGGCGCUCAGAGGCAACCCAAUCAACGCCCGAGACAGCCAAAGGCUAUGAGGGAUAGAGGAGUGAAGUCGGCGCCGACACCUCAACAACAGCACCAGGAUUUCGAGGCGCAGGAGUCGCAGCGAGUGGUGGCUAAGAGUUUGCUGCGACCGCAACGGCGCGUAGGGAACGGUAGCCCGAAAUCAGGUACCGGUGCCGCCGCUGUUGUCCAGUGUGUGGUCGAAGGCUUCUUCCGGGACCCCAACGAUUGCAGCAAAUUCUUCAGGUGUGAGACGAGCGCCGGUAUUAUGAGACGACACGACUUCGCCUGCCCUCCCGGCACCCACUUUGACGCCACGAAAGGUAUGUGCAAUUGGCCCGCACUGGUCAGGCCUAAGUGUGGCACCGGUAGUGGCGGUGGACAGUCGUUUGGUAGCAGUAAUAAUGUGGUGAAUAAUGAAGUAAAGUAUAGGAAUUACUAUAAGAAUAAUAAACGUGUGAAAGAUAUGUGGGAACAGGAGUCCAGAGUUGUGCCCAAAGCUGUUCAGUAUAAUAGUGGAGGUAAUGGCCCCAAUGCCCGACCCGUUUGGCCUAAUUAUAGCCAAUACUGGAAUAGAAAUUAUGGUUAAUAUAAAUGUUUAGUUUUAUUAAUGUAUUGUUUUUUGUAUUAAAAUAUAUUUUUUGUAAUGAG
Oppiella nova is the source of this 4658-nucleotide messenger RNA. The record is from the annotation of a GenBank genome assembly. NCBI's taxonomy places the organism in Eukaryota, Metazoa, Arthropoda, Arachnida, Sarcoptiformes, Oppiidae.